Molecule: messenger RNA, 3969 nt
Organism: Acanthaster planci (crown-of-thorns starfish)
Lineage: Eukaryota; Metazoa; Echinodermata; Asteroidea; Valvatida; Acanthasteridae
Product: Rieske domain-containing protein-like
Molecular function (GO): 2 iron, 2 sulfur cluster binding
Source: RefSeq, a predicted model, not a curated record
GUGACACCCCCCCCAUGUGAUCGAUAGAUAUCUUUUGGAACAGGUGUGGUUCUGAUAAGUACUGGUGAGCGUGUACUCGACAUUUUGACCAGUAUGCUGUGGUCGUCCUCCCCAAAAGGGAUCUAUCCACAUGGUUUUAGGGGCCGUCUACGGGGCAGCACUGACAUCGGGGAGUUCCACAAAAUUAUGGGUAGCAACCACACCCCGCUGAGGAAAACAACUGCAACGAGCAUGCGCAUACGUACUGAUUAAAGAAAAGAUUGUGUCACCCGAUCCUAGGACUGGCUGUGUGUGUGCGUGCAUCGCCUUGGCGCUGUUUUCACUGUGCCGGUGCGGUACCUGCUGUUUUGCGAGAACCCGUGAUGUCCAUGCUGCCCCAUAAUAAAGGACACAUGCAUGAAAUGCCGACUUUUCAGACCUCCCCAUAUGCAUAGCGUACGCAGUGGCUCUAACCCCUGUCACUUUAAACUCAUGUUGGAAGCAGUAAGACUGCUGCAGUGACUUGAAACCCAGGUGAUGGAGGCAUCAGCUCAAGAUCCAACAUCUGCCUCUUCUGCAUCAUCAGAAUGGGUUGCCAUAGCAACUGAGGUUGAGCUACAGGAGAUUGGACGAAAGACUGCACUCGUCUCCAAUCGAAAAAUUACAGUAUUCUAUCGGGACAGGAGAUUUUAUGCAAUGGACUUCCACUGUUACCAUGCUGGUGGACCACUUGAUGUUGGAAAUAUAGAGGACAUCAAUGGAAUCAGCUGUAUUGUGUGUCCAUGGCACAAGUACAAGAUUAGCUUGGAGACAGGGGAAGGGUUCUAUCAAUCAAUUGACCUGAAGAAUCCGAGACGGGCUCCAUGCUGGAAAUCAAAGGGCAUAAAACAGCGAACGCAUAGCGUAGAGGUCAGAGAAGGGAUGGUCUAUGUGAGACUGUCUACAUCAGACACAAAGUAUGAAUCUGAUUACUAUUACUCUAAGGACUACCAGCAACGGAUGAACUUUGUCAAAGGAGUUCCUUAACAAAGGGAAUGGAUACCGGUAGAUUUUAUCAAAUGUUUUGGAAGGGGUCCUGUGUCUUACCAGGGGUGUCAAAAGACGGAAACUUUAAAUGACCCCUUUUCUUUCUUAACCAUUUGACACUAGAUACUGUGUAAACACACAUAAUUUUCCUUACUAGUUCCAUGGAAGACAUGUUCACUUGUUUAAGAAUUCUUUUUUUUCAUUUCUGGGGUUGAAGCAUUAAGGUAUCAUGCUUGAUUGGGUCAAAGUGCUAAUGCAAGGUUUGAGGAAUUUGCGGGUCAAAAAUGCAUAAACUGGCUAUAACGUCGGGGAACAUUUUCUUUGUCCCCAUAAAGUUUUUGGUCCUCAGAAAAUAGGCGAAAUAUUGUGUGCUGUCACAACUACGGUGCUGAAGUGGGCGUGUAGCCCUCAAGGGUAUUUGCCUCAGCUGGGCGUUGUAGCAAGUAUCAUUCUGUGACUGUCUUCAAGCGUAAAAAGAUGCACUGAUGUUUUGAGAAAUGUCGCACAAAUCCUGAAUAAAUGACUGACAGUGGUCAUCAUUUAAUGUCCAUUUCAGUAACAGACUAAGGCUGAGGUACCUUGUCAUUUAAAAGUGGUUUUUUUCAGCUGACAAUAUUGCCUCACUUGGGACAAGUUUCGUGUGAAAUCACAGCUUCAGCUGGUUAAAUUGCAUUUUCUGCAGCUCUAGUAAUGGUGUAACAUGAACAACUGUUCCCUUCUGACCUUUGUCAGUUUACCAGAAAACCAAUUUCACAGAAAGUGGAAGAUUUUAGCUGUAUUGCUCUUAUGGUUAUAUUUAGAUAUAUUUAAGUUGCAAAGAAGUGUACAUGACUAAAGCUUGGUGGUGUUUAAGCACUAGACAGAAUCACAUGGAUGAAACAGAAAGUCUGGCUCAAGGAUUGCUUGCAUUCAGAUUUACACGUGAAUUGAAUUUAACAUUUGCACUGGCAAUGACUGAAUCACAAAGACAUCAAAAUAAGGAAUAUCAGAGCCAUUACCCGUUACUGAUAAAGAGAUGAGGAGGGCUGUUUAAAUGUCUCGAAUGGGUUAACUUGAUCCCACAGAGAUCCUGAGAGAAUGGUACCUUGUAACAUUUAAUAAUAUGAGACAGCUUCAGACUCUAGAAAUGAAUUGAAUCGGGUACACAUCAUUAUUUCAGCAUAAAAUUUAUCUGCCUGGGUUUAUUUCUUCUUUGUUCCUGCAUAAUUAUAGAAAACACACCUUGUAAUUAAACAUUAUAUAGAAGGAAAUGUGCAAAACGGUAUAAUCAUUUGCCGAGGUAACUGAACAAGUCGCAGGGAUAAUUUAACAAAUCCAUUCAAUUCAUGCUUUUUGGUAUUAAACAUGUCUCUUAAUAUCUUGAUUUCCUUUUACACUUCCAAUUUGUUUUAUGGAACUUUAAAUACUUGUAAACAUGCAGCUAAAAACAUUCUAUUACCAGUCUUAAAUGCCACAGGAAAGACAAACGAACACCAUUGAAACUAUCCACCCAACCCUCAGCAAGACUUGAAAGUGUGGCAACCAUUUUUGUAUAGAUCCCGUCAACAAUGAAGUCCAUCUACAGAGCAAGACAUAACCGUUUAUUGCCAGAGACCUGGAAAACCAACAAUCUUGUUCAAUAUUCACUAUGUUGACACACCCCACUGCAGAGAAGAGAGAGGGUUUGCUGGUGGUGAUGGUAACUGUUGCAACGUGAUGCCCAGAGUAUUCCCAGACUGUACACACCACCAGAAAUUGGUCCUACCUUUACCAAAUACACAUGAACCCAAGUGCACACAUGCUAUGUCCCCCAUCCACCUAAAGGCUGCUUUCAAGUAGGCUACCUCUUGUUAGGCUCACAUGUGGAAUUCGUGGAGUAUGUAAUUUUUCCAAAAACUUCGUUCCCACAAAUGAGUCCAAGUUUUGAGAUUUAAAAAAGCUGGAGCAUUCUAAUAAAUCUCACAGUUUUGUAGAGGGGAUCUGUGAUUUAAGGGAAUGGAAUUUUUAAAGGGAAUUCACAAAUAAUUCCUUGCAACCUUUAACCUUAAACUUGAUGGAGUAGUGUUACACAAAAAGCUCUUCCUUGCCCUACACCUUCAAAACCACCCUCCCCAAAAGUGAAAUAGCUACAGAAAGAAAAUCUUGCAAAGGAAUAUCUCAGAUAAUCAAUACUGAAAAACUGGAAAAUAAAAGACAUCUGAAGAUGUUCUGAACACUUGUGAAGAGAUUACAUUUGAGAGAAACAAUUGAGAAUAAAGAAAUAUGUCAUGUCACAUUUUCACUGAAUAAAUAUGAAAGUCAUUUAUGCCGUAAUAUGUGUACGAAGUUUUACCAAUGUUGUACUUUUUAUACAUUGUACAGACAAAGAGGGAUGGGCUGGGCAUUGUAAAGCCUUUUUUAAAAAACCAACAGUGUUGGGUAUGUGUCCUUUUCCUGAGUCUGGCAACUACAGUGAAGUAUAAGGCAAUACCAUAGUCCAGCACAAGUCAACUGAUCUUAAGCCAAGUCAAAAGCUUUUCUGAUGACCUGAGAUAAAAGCAUUCCUUUGUCGUUUAGAAUCGCCCAGUUAUUUUUGACUCGUUUUGUGAAAGGAUUUGUGACUGGACUUGUGAAAGAAAAAACUAAACUACCGUACUAGUACACGUAUUGGGUUUUAUGCUUAAUCUUCAUUAACUAGGGUGCAUAAUAAUGUUGUGCAGCCUAUAAUAAUGUGUGUCCCGAAGCUAGCAAACCGGAUAGCAAGUCAAGACAUGUUCCAUAGUUGCGUAUUAUACUGCCAGCCACAGCCAAGACACCAAGUUCCAAGAUUGUGUUGACUGAACCGAUACUCAUCAAGCCAUGUAUUUCUACCUGAAUUCGAAAGCCAGGGUCACACAUGCAACAUACAUGCACCACUAAAAGGGGGGGAGGGAGGAAAGUACCCGAACAGCACAAGACUUCUGUAUAGCUGAUCUGAGGAAACGGUGACAUGCCCGUUGGGUACUG